AUGAACGGGAAACCCGGCGAUGGAAAGUCCGCCGAGGACGCUUACCACCAAAACCAGGGGCCACCACCAGCACGGUCGAACCCCCUGGGCAACGAUGAGGUGAACAACAGCCGCGAGGGAACCGGUCUCAGGAAGGAGGCGGAGGGAAAACUCGACCUGGAAUCAGCCGCCGGGUCGACGGCGUCGAGGCGACACAGCAGGGACGUACACUCUACAACCUUGUCGAACCACGGCAGCGAGCACGAUGACGACGACGACGACGACGACGGCGAAGAUGGGCUCUCGCGCGUGUCGACGCACGCCUCCAUGGGGCCCGACAGCGCGGCCGAGGUGGAGCAGUUUAGCUCCUUCGUCGAGGUGCCGGACGAGGUGUACGAUCGCUUUUCACGGCGCCGCAAGCUUCUCAUCGUCGCGAUCCUGUCGUACUGCUCGUUUCUGGCCCCGAUUUCGAGCACCACGGUGCUUUCGGCCGUCCCCGAGGUGGCGGCGGAGUAUGCGACCACGGGGACCGUCAUUAACUUGAGCAAUGCGCUUUACAUGUUGUUUAUGGGUCUGUCGCCCAUGUUUUGGGGCCCCUUGAGCCAGGUGUAUGGACGGCGGAUCAUCAACCUGACGACUGCCGCCCUGUUUUUCGCCUGCAGCAUCGGCACAGCGCUCGCGCCCAACCUGGUGGCCUUUUUCAUCUUUCGCAUCCUGACUGCGUUUGAGGGGACGUCUUUCAUCCUUGUUGGAUCUACUUGCAUCAGCGACAUAUACCGCCCUACAGAGCGCGCAACAGGCAUGGGGUGGUUUCUGUCGGGGACCCUCAUCGGCCCCGCCCUCGGCCCGUUCGUGGGCGGCAUCAUAGUCACGUUCCAGUCCUGGCGCGUCAUAUUCUGGCUGCAGACGGCGCUGGCGGGCACGGCCGUGAUCCUCGUCUUCUUCUUCCUGCCCGAGACGGCACACCACAAAAAGAAGGACGACCUGGUCGGGUACUCUGGCGCGCGCAAGGCCCGGGUGCUGGCCUCCAUGGUCAACCCGCUGCGCGUGAUCCGGCUGUACGCGUACCCGAACCUCAUGAUCACAGGGCUAGCGGCGUCGGCGCUGCUCUUCAACAUGUACAGCCUCCUGACCCCGAUCCGGUACGUGCUCAACCCGCGCUUCGGGCUGACGACGCCGCUCCAGGGCGGGCUCUUCUACCUCGCCCCGGGCUGCGGCUACCUCGUCGGCACCUUUGUCGGCGGCCGCUACGCAGACUACACGGUGCGUCGGUACAUGGGCAAGAAGGGCGGGCAGCGCGUGCCCGAGGACCGCCUCCGCUCCGCCCUGCCCUUCAUGGGCAUCGUCAUACCCGCCUGCACGCUGGCGUACGGGUGGGGCGUCGAGCGCGACAGCGGCGGCAUCCCGCUCGCCGUCAUCGCGCUGUUCCUGCAGGGCGUGGCGCAGCUGUUUUGCUUCCCGAGCCUCAACACGUACUGCCUCGACGUGAUGCAGAGCCGGGCGCCCGAGGUCGUCGCGGGCAACUACAUGAUGCGGUACCUGUUUGCGUGCCUCGGCACGGCCGUCGUCCUGCCCGCGAUCCAGGGCAUCGGCGUCGGCUGGUUCAGCACCGUCAGCGCGGCGUUCACCAUGUUUGGCGCCGCGGGCUUGGUCGCCUGCGUGACGUGGGGCAGGCGGUGGCGAGAGGGCAUCGACGCCCAGAGGAGGAGGAAGAGAUCCGAGAAGACCAAGCCCAGGGUCAAGGCCGGGGAUGGCGGUGAGUCGGGCGUCGUGCCGUCAUAG
Molecule: messenger RNA, 1761 nt
Organism: Pyricularia pennisetigena
Lineage: Eukaryota; Fungi; Ascomycota; Sordariomycetes; Magnaporthales; Pyriculariaceae
Exons: 3
Coding region: 1-1761 (586 amino acids)
Biological process (GO): transmembrane transport
Molecular function (GO): transmembrane transporter activity
Source: RefSeq, a predicted model, not a curated record